AAGUGGCUUCCGGCUUCUGGAAGCGGCUUCCUGUCCCACCGGAAGUGACGUAAAGCAGGUGGCGCGGCGUCGGUGGAGGGCGAGGUGACCCCGGGUCGCCGCCAGCAUGGGCCGCGAGUUUGGGAACCUGACGCGGAUGCGGCAUGUGAUCACCUACAGCUUGUCGCCCUUUGAGCAGCGCGCCUUCCCGAACUACUUCAGCAAGGGAAUCCCCAACGUGCUGCGCCGCACCCAGGCCUGCGUUCUGCGCGUGGUGCCGCCAUUUGUAGUGGCUUACCUUAUCUACACGUGGGGGACCCAGGAGUUUGAGAAAUCCAAGAGGAAGAACCCAGCUGCCUAUGAAAAUGACAAAUGAGCGGCUCCUCCGUGUGACAGUGCUGCUUCUGAGAGAUACUUCUUCGGGAGAGGAGUCCGUGUUGUAGUUUCUUAAAGACACAAUAAACUUCCUAUGGGCCACGC
Molecule: messenger RNA, 459 nt
Organism: Chinchilla lanigera (long-tailed chinchilla)
Lineage: Eukaryota; Metazoa; Chordata; Mammalia; Rodentia; Chinchillidae
Product: cytochrome b-c1 complex subunit 8
Exons: 3
Coding region: 107-355 (82 amino acids)
Biological process (GO): mitochondrial electron transport, ubiquinol to cytochrome c
Source: RefSeq, a predicted model, not a curated record